Molecule: messenger RNA, 2369 nt
Organism: Scleropages formosus (Asian bonytongue)
Lineage: Eukaryota; Metazoa; Chordata; Actinopteri; Osteoglossiformes; Osteoglossidae
Gene: phf1
Product: PHD finger protein 1
Exons: 15
Coding region: 534-2054 (506 amino acids)
Biological process (GO): negative regulation of gene expression, epigenetic
Cellular component (GO): nucleus
Molecular function (GO): DNA binding; chromatin binding
Source: RefSeq, a predicted model, not a curated record
CGCGCCUCGGCCGCCCUCCCUCUCCCCCUCUCCACUUCCCUGUGUUUUAUGUCUGCGUCACAACAAGUCGGUCGAGAAAGAGGCAGAGAUGAUGGCGUCUCUCGCGGCUUGAUUUCUCGUGCGAGCUCGUGCGACCGCGCGCAGCAGCGUCGAGCGGGAAGGGAAAAGGGGCAAAGAGCGGGCGCGCGAGCGAGCGAGACCGAGGGCGCGAGGGAGACGAAGACGGCAACAUGACGGCGCGGCGUCGCCAAACGCGGAGCGCGAGGGAGACGGACGGACGGACAGACACCUUCACACUGACGCCUUGACUGACACAUCCGUUUGGCACGGGCACACGCACACACACACACGCACACACACACACACACACACACACACACACACUCGCGCGCGCACGCACGCAUAGACGCGCGCGCGUGCGUUCGCACACUUAGAGUAAUUGCGAGGACGCGAAACACCGCAUAUAAGGCGUUUAAUGUCAAGCGCGCGUUGCUAUCGAUGUGACCCGGCACGGAGGAGUUCCACUUGACAGGAUGGGUGGAGUGAGUGAGGGAGAUGAUGUUCUGGCCCGAUGGAGUGAUGGACUGCUAUACCUGGGCAACGUCAAAAGAGUGGACGGAGUGAAGCAGUGCUGCUUGGUGAGGUUCGAGGACAACUCUGAAUUCUGGGUCCUGAGAAAAGACAUCCACUCUUUUUCUGCUGGAAUAGAGGAAGUUUGCUGCAUCUGUGAUGCCCCACCUCUUAAAGAACCUUUAGUAAACUGUCUCAAGUGUCGGCAUGGUUAUCAUCCGCAGUGCCACAUUCCACCUAUCGAACCUGAAGUUGACAGCAAUACUUGGAUAUGCCGGCAGUGUGUCUUUGCCGUUGCGACCAAGAGAGGGGGAGCGUUAAAACGAGGACGGUUUGCCCGCCUCAUGCAGAUGAUGAAGCAGAAGCUGCCUUACCAGCUUUCGACUUUGGACUGGGACCCUCAGCAUCUCACCAACCAGCAGCAGUGCUACUGCUACUGUGCUGGUCCAGGGGAGUGGAACUUGAAGAUGUUGCAGUGCAGCAGCUGUGGCCAGUGGUUCCAUGAAGCUUGCACCCAGUGUCUGACCAAGCCCCUUCUGUACGGCGAUAGGUUCUAUGAGUUCCAGUGUUCGGCGUGUACAAAUGGACCAGAAACUAUUCAAAGACUACCAAUGAGCUGGGUAGAUUUGGCCCAUUUGGUGCUUUAUCAUCUUUCCCUGUGUUGCAAGAGGAAGUAUUUUGAUUUUGACCAUGAAAUUCUGUCCUUUACCAACGAGAACUGGGACUCCUUGCUUCUGGGAACGCUGUCAGACACACCGAGGCAAGAUCGCUGUCACAAUCUUCUCAACGCUUUAAACUCCCAUAAAGACAGGUUCGUGUCCGGUAAAGAAAUAAAGAAGAAAAAGUGUCUCUUUGGACUACAAGUUCGUGCUCCUCCACCUUUGUCCUCUGACCUGUCACCGCUCAUCACUGAUCCUCCCAUCAACAUUUCACACAGGAGAAGUCCUGUGUCUUUGCCGUGCCAGAGAAAAGCGGCGGAGCCCGAGACACGCAAGUCCAAGCGCCGCAUCAUUGAGACACAGCCCCGUCCACAAGGUGUGGCAGCCAAUCCAAUCGAUCUGGUGCCCUGUUACCAUGGUUACGCAGGUGCGACUGGCCUCUACAACUCCAGGAAAUCAGAGGAUGAAUUGAACUUGGGAUCUCCCCCUAAGAGAAUGUUUGCCGUCUAUCACCCAUCGUACAAUGGAACACAAAACAUCUCCCGAGCCCUGCAUCAUUUCAGUGUGGAGGACCCCUGUAGCCUUCCACCUCCCUGCCUCCCCUUCUCUCGGCCCUCUGCCCACCAGCCCGGCCAAAAAGCAGACCCAUAUCCCUCGCUCUUCCUGCGUGAUGUCACAUCCUACUCCGGGGGGGGUGCGGGGGAGGGGUCAGUGCAGGAGCGGGGGUGGGGUGGCGGGGAAGCCGUCAGGAUUUUGGCGCGACGCAUAACACCAGACGGGAAGGUGCAGUAUCUUGUGGAGUGGGGAAAUGUGAGCGUGUACUGAAAGGGAGAGGAAGCGAUACGGACGGUGUGUCAGACUGCGUACAACACAGGUUAGCACCCUGGGACUGAGGGGACGAACGAGAAGUACUGCAAAGCGAAGAAAAUGGAUAUAAAUGCGGCAUCCUCGGAGACGGCUCAGUCGUGAAGCAGGUGCUGAGGAAGCAGAUGAUGUUGCAUGACUGAAACAUCUUCAAGAGCUGCACAAAGCCAGGAGGAUAUAUCAUGCCAACAAAGUAACUGCUUCAUGUCCCUAUCAUUUAUAUUUCCUCCUCUGUUUUCUAUGUCUGUCUUGUCUCAAUAAUUCACUGUAUAUCAC